Molecule: messenger RNA, 804 nt
Organism: Trifolium pratense (red clover)
Lineage: Eukaryota; Viridiplantae; Streptophyta; Magnoliopsida; Fabales; Fabaceae
Exons: 2
Coding region: 457-804 (115 amino acids)
Molecular function (GO): DNA binding
Source: RefSeq, a predicted model, not a curated record
CACGCUUCUUUUUUCUCAGAAACCCUAAGAAAAAUACGCGUUUCUUCUCUGAAGAAAGAAACGCCGUCAUGUGUCUUCUCAAUUCUUCAAUCGCGAUUCAGCCUUGCUUCCUUCAUAACAUCUCGUUCCUUUCCUUUUGUUUCCUUUUGUUUCCUCUGUUUCAAACCUAACAUCUCGUUCCUUUCCUUCACUUUCGUUUCAUCUCAUCUCUCUGUUUCAAACCAUCUCUCUGUUUUCAUCUCAUCAAUCUCUCUGUUUCAUCUAUCUCAUCUCUCUGUUUCAAACCAUCUCUCUGUUUUCAUCUCAUCCAUCUCUCUGUUUUCAUCUAUCUCAUUUUUUCCUUUAUCCUGUCUGUGUUAAUUUUUCCUUCAUCUGCUGUUUUCAUCUCAUCCAUCUCUCUGUUUUCAUCUAUCUCUCUGUAUUCAUCUGUGUUAAUUUGUCCUUCAUCUCUCCUUAAUGGCUUCAACCUCAAAUGUUGGAGCUUCUUCUGCUGCCACUGUUAAUGAAGCUCCACCUUCUGCUUCUGCUGCUCGUGUUAGGGUUCCUCCUAAAAAUGCAUCUGGAAACAAGACUGAUCCAGCAUGGGAAUAUGCUACAUCGAUUGAUAUAAAAACAAGAAAGGUGAAGUGUAAACUUUGUGACUGGGAAUUCACAGGAAAUGCUUUCAGAAUUAAGCAUCAUUUGGCUGGCACUAAUAGUAAUGUUAGGCCUUGUCCAAACUGUCCUCCGGAAGUCAGGAAAAAGUUUUUGGUUAUUACUGAUGGCUUACAAGAGAAGGAAAAAGAAAGAGUCAAGGAGAGCUAG